Hippopotamus amphibius kiboko is the source of this 894-nucleotide messenger RNA. RefSeq names its product zinc finger protein 525-like. NCBI's taxonomy places the organism in Eukaryota, Metazoa, Chordata, Mammalia, Artiodactyla, Hippopotamidae. The record is from RefSeq and is a predicted model, not a curated record. Gene Ontology annotation, biological process: regulation of DNA-templated transcription. The transcript is spliced from 4 exons. Bases 103 to 255 code for a protein of 50 amino acids.
GUGAAUCGAAAUGAGUGGCAGACGCCCUCGGGGUUCACUUCUCAAGACAGAGGUUACCUGAGAAGGAAGCCCAGAGGAAGAGGAAAGAAAGAGGAGUCAGAAAUGACCCGUUCCCAGGUGCUGUUGACCUUCAAGGAUGUGGCCAUUGAAUUCUCUCAGGAGGAGUGGAAAUGCCUGGACCUUGCUCAGAGGGCCUUGUACAGGGAUGUGAUGUUGGAGACCUACAGGAACCUGGUCUCUCUGGGGGGGAUCUGAAGCUGUGUUGAUUCAGAAAUGAAAAGCUUCAUGAUGUGGGAUCUGGACUUUAACCUUUCCCUUUCUUCAGAUGAUCUGCCAACUUUACACUAGAUUAGUGAUGCUUGUGCAACCUGAAUAAUCACAAAACCUUGUAGUAAAAUAAAAAAAAUGAUUUCCUGGUUUUUCUCCUAUACUUUUGAUUCAGUAAUUCUUGGAAGAGAGCUAGAUGUCUAAAUAUUCUUUAAGCAUUCUGAAAAAGGCAUUCAGUAGACAAAUUAGUGAAAUGUUUUUGUAGGUCCACCUGUAAUAUCUUCUCAUCUUAGCUGAACAACGGGCUGGGUUUAUAUUCUGGAAAAGCCCCAGCACAUCAUGUUUCUGAUCUUAAUAUUUUUUCUACUUUGGAGCAAGGGAAAGAGCCCUGGGCUGUGGAGGGUGAGGUAAAAAUAGGGGGAAAACCAGAAAGGUGGUAAUGUAUCAAAGAUGUGAACACUGGUAAGAGCGCAGAUGGUCAAAGAAGAAGCUACUUCAUCAAAUAUUGUUUGAGAAAAUUUCCCCGAAUAAGAGAGGUCUGUGGGAAAAGAAAAGUACUUGUGAGCAGUCACAGGAAAUCUCCUCUUAUUACUCUGUUCUGCAGUCAUGCAAAAAGUUACCCUCCAA